ACUUUCAGAAUAAUUAUGUGAUACAAAUUGUGAUAUAAAAAAGAUUAAUAAGAAUGUUGGAGGGGCUGGUCACCUGGUUCCUCAACAACUACUUAGGGAAGUAUCUGGAGAAUGUGGAUACUCAUCAGCUGUCCAUUAGUUUAUUGCAGGGUGAGGUUGAUCUACAGAAUGUUCCCUUCAGAAAAGAUGCCCUCCGCUUUAUUGAACCGAGUCUUGAGGUAAAAAGUGGGAUAGUUGGACAUAUAAAGCUUACUAUUCCAGUCUCGAGGCUUAGGUCAGUCCAGGUUGAGAGUAAGCUCCAGGUCCUGGAUGGUAUAGAAUCUGACUGGAGAGCUGCUCAUGAGAGUCCCUCCUCCUCCUCCUACUAUCCUGCAUACUCAUCCUGGAUAAACUUCGGGGAGUCAUACAUAGGGACCAUACUAGAGAACCUGCAGAUCCAUAUCCGUGAUGUUCAUGUUCGAUAUGAAGACGACAUUUCCCAACCCGGUCACGUGCAUGCAGCAGGGUUUAUCCUUAAAUCCCUCGUUGCGCAAACUUGUGAUGAAACGUGGUCACCGCGCUUCGUGCACAGGGAUCCUGCACAGGGACAGAUGGAAGCAUUCAAGAUUGUUGAGAUGGUGGAUAUGUGUGCUUACUUGGAUACAGACACCAAUACCUGGGAUAUUAAUCGUAAGGUUGGAUUUUAUUUGUUGUGUUUAGUCGUAAGUUGGAUUUUAUUCGUUGUGUUCAGUCGUAAGGUUGGGAGGAUUUUAUUUGUUGUGUUCAGUCGUAAGGUUGGGAGGAUUGUUGGAAACCUUCAGCUUAACACAAUAUCCGUCCAGCUUUCAGAUAUACAGUACCAGAGGAUAAUAGAUAUGUGGAGAGCUGUCUGUAAAGAAGAGCAUCUCCUGCAUCAAGAUCAUCUUGUUCUUCUUCAGCAGAGCUGUCUAGAAAGGAGUACACUGUUAAGUCUGGUAUCAUUAGCAAAGGACAAUGUGAUGUAUGUGGAGGCGUUCAUGAACCACCUGGAGAACCCGGCAUCACAACCUGAACUUCUCAAGAUUGUAAAGGAUCAUCAAGAUCAGAUUCGGUCUUACGAAGAACUGAAAGCACUCAGAGAAAUUGCUGUUAUCAGAUUGAAGCGAAAGCUUGGGGAAACAACCCCGGGUUUUCUAAGUAAAAGUCCCUCUGGAUCUGAAGUUGCAGAGUCCAAGGAGGCCCCUGAGGCCCCCUCUGUAUUGCAGCAAUGGUUCCCUCUGUACGGAGGCUGGUAUGGUACACAUGAAGAGGACCAGAGUCUACCUAAGGUUGAGGAGUUCCUUCAGUCCUUGAAGUCCAUGCGGGAGGAGUCUGAAGUGAAAUCACACAAAGAUGUUGUUUUCAGUCAUCUAGAGGUUCAUCUUGAUCAAGGAUCUCUUCGCCUGCUCCAACAGGGUGCCAGCCUGUUAGACUUUCAGUUCAGUGGAGUAAAGCUUGAGCAUGAGAGCAGGCCAAGGGUUGGUGGGCAGAUGCUUGGACUAACAGUUGGCUCUAUUCUUCUCAGACUGCAGGAAGCUAAGUUGAGAACUCAGGAGGAAUUCACAAGGAACCUGAACCAGAUGCUAGCAGGCUCUACACUAGAUAAGAAGGUUUGGGAUGUAAUGUUAGAUCUAUCAGCUCCCAAAUUACUGAUUCCUGAUCAGUUUGAUGAUAAACAGGCUGCUUUGGUUGUUAUUGAUUUCGGAAAGUUUCAAUUGAAUAAUCAGGUUGGAUCGGAGAACCAAGAGGCAGGAAACAAGGAGGAACAGCGGCGGGGCGGUAGCGUCUUAGGCAAUGACGACGAUGAAGACGAUGACGAGUUUUUAACACCGGCCAGCAGUCCGGAACCGGAACUAGAACCAGAAGAGAUCAAAACUAGACCAGAAUCAGACCAAUACACGAGUGAACUGAGUGAGGAAGAAAGGAAACAGAAGUUGAGCCGUAUGCUUCCCCAAUCAGAUUCAGGUGGAGCAGAUGUUGAAAGUUGCCAAACAUUGUUGUACAACAAGAUGUACGAUAGAUUUACUGUUGAGUUCAAGGACAUUCAGAUUAUCAUUGCUAAAGUAAAAGAUAAUUGGGUUGGAGCACAUGCUAAGGGAAACUCAGGACUCCAUCUAGUGGACAGAUUCUCAAUCAAUCUUCACCUUCACCGCCGAACUGUUGAUACUGUGGAUCCUGCCUGGCCAAGCGUUGUCGUCUCAGGAAACCUUCCUCGUCUUAGGGUUCAUUUUAACGAGGAGAAGAUGUUGACUGUCAAAUAUUUCCUGGAGAAGAUGAUCGGACCUGAGCUCACCGGCAAGAAGGUCGGCGGGAGCAGCAGUAGAAACUUGAAAAAUCCUUCUCCGCCUCCAACACCAGACGGAGAGGGGGCGGAGGGAGGCGGAGACACUCGUUCCGUGAGUCCGGAACCCCUGGCCCUGUUCCAAGGCUGGGAACCAGGCGAGGGCGUGGAUCUUGAGUCCCGCCUUCUCCUGGCUCAAUUUCUAGUUUCUGAUCUAGCUCUAGAUAUUCAAUCCCAGGGUAUACCUGUGGUAGAACUGCAGCUGACCAGCCUAAAGGCGGGGAUCACCAGGCGACCCUUCGAUAUGAACUUUAAUCUUUCAGUUCAGUCCCUUCUACUGGUGGAUGCCCUGCAGUCCCUGGGUCCCGACUACGAGCUGUUGGUCGCCUCACACAAGCACGUCAUGGUCGACAGUGUCAGUGGAUCCCUAAAAGGUUCUGAGCCUGUAUCUCCUGGUUCUCCUGGUUCCCCUGGUUCUCCUGAUCCCUUCUCCACCAUCUCCCCCAACCAUCUUGAUAUCACUAGAGCUCUCUCCAAUCUAUCCAGUCCCGCCCACUACCCCGGCUCCCCGCCCCCUGGGUUUAUCAACUCCCCGCCCCCUGGUGAGCAGGGGAGUAGAUCUCCACUCCCUCCUGGUCCUCCUAGAUCCCCAGCACUCCUCCCUGCACUGCAUAUAGACUCUGCUGACCCGAAUGCUUUGAUAACUGUUGAGGUGCUGCUGGUCAGCCCAUCCUGUCCAACCCUGGAGUAUAAAGAACAUCUUAAAAUAGUCAACGUUCAGUUUAAUUCAUUGGAUAUCAUUGCCAAUCAGGAAACUAUAAUAGAAUUAAUCGGAUUUUCUCGUCGUGUGUUCCCUGAAAAUUCUAGUGCCAGGAACGAAUCCUUCGCUGAUCUUGUGGAGCAGGAACCAGUGUACCCUGACCAGCCUUCAGAGCCAGGAACAGAUGUAAGUGUAAGAACUGAGGUUACUGCUGAUUUUCAGCGUUUAAAUCUCCUGCUGCUCCGGGCUGGGUCGGGAAAACGUAUUGGAACAGCGCUAUUAACAGAUGCUAGAGUACAAGGCUCAUUUUCUGAUCGGGUUUCUGCCUCCGGGUCCUUGGGAGGUCUACAGAUCAUUAACCUUCUCUCAUCCUCCCCUACUCAUCAGAGAAUCUUGUCUGUUGGUCGGGAACCUUUAAUUGGUCGAGGAGAUGAAGCUAAUCCACCUCUAUAUUCAUCACAUAUGGAUGAGAGCAAGCAGGCCUUCACCUUCAACAUCAGGCAGCACAAGGAGGAGAUGGAGGGAACGGAGGGGGUGGAUCAGAGGAUGGAGGAUUCGCUCUCAGAUUUUAACAUGUUCAAUAACCCCCCUGGUUUAUCGCCGGCUUUCAGGAAUUGUGUAUCUGUUGAAUUACAGAUGUCGUCUGUAGUGUACACAAACUCAUCACCUUUCCUCCAGGAGUUGAAUUGUUGUGCCGCAGAUUUCAAGAGAUGUAUGGCCAACCUGGCGAGCUCUAUCACACAGGCUGCUGCAGAGAUGGCACUAGGCAUUGUACAGAUGAGAGUAGGUGAUGUACAGCCAACUACAGACUGGAAUAAAUCAAUAAUAAAUCAAGGAAUAUCCGCCCCUGCUCCAACUCCACGCCUCUGCCGCUCUCAGGAUAAACUAAUCCUCCGCCUCAAUGCCGUUCUGCAAACUCCUGUUGUUGUUUUCCCCAGGAAUGAGACAAGUCUUGAGGUUCUUGUUGCUCAUCUUGGACAAAUAUCAGCAUCCAACCUUUAUCUGACACAGGAGCAGAUAAAUCAAUAUCCAGAUCUUCCCCCUGACUGUCUGGAGGUGGAGAGGGUUAAUAUCAGUAUAAAGAAUAUAAAUCUGAACUCCUUGAAUAUAUUGUCUAAACUUGAACCAAGAUCUACCAGAACUCUAGAAGGUCAAAUAUCCCAGCUGACAGCGCUGCGGCUCUACGAGUGUGGCAAAUUUGGAGUUCCUAUAAUCCAUGAUACAAGUCUGGAUAUCACUCUAGACCUUAUUACACGAUCAGAGCUAGGAGGGGUUGAAUCCUUCCACUCUGGUUUCUAUUUGGACCCUUGUGAAGUAGGUCAGGGUGAUGUUGGUGAGUGUGGCGGUGAGAUGAUCCGGGUGGCGGGCCGGGUGAUGAACCCCCUCAAGAUCUCGUUAUCCAGGAACCAGUACAAACAGCUUUUGGAGACAAUGCAGAGCCCUCUGGAGGAAAAGGAGAAGAUUAAAGCAGAGUCUGGGGUUAGUAUGAGCAAAACAGAAGAGAAGAAGGAGGAAGGAAAAACAAGAAGAAUCCUUGGAACCUUCCACCUUCCUCUCCUCUCCCUGGAACUCAGAAGGGACGCCCUUAACGCUGAUAUGGAGCCUGGUAUCGUCAGCCUCACCUUCACCGACUUUGGUGUCGAGUUCGAGAAGGUCGAGACCUUCUCCAGCAGGACGGAGAUCUCCCUGAAGGGGUUGAUCAUGGAGGACUUGCUACUAGACGACUUGUCCCCUCACAGGAUCCUGAUGGUUUCCUCUGGGCUGAAACCAAGUCAGUAUUCAGAAAAGAAAACUGGAGUCUCCACUUCCUGUCCUAACCUAGCCCGGAACAGACAUGAUAAGGAUAUAAAGUCAAAAUCUCUACCCGGCUCUCUUGAUCCAAAGUUUAUAUUUGGGGGUCGUCCAGGGACCCUCCGCCAUUCGGAUGUGAGGCGAAUGACCCGGGCUGCAGCUCCAGAUACCCCUCCGCCUUCGGCAUGUUCCUCACCCGAAGACUCGUCACAGCGACUUUACAAUGAGGUUCGAAGCGGAGAAAAUCUUGUAAAUGUGAGCAUCACUAAUAUAGAUCCUAACCACCCCGAGCUUGAGUCUGGCAUGAGGAACAUCACCAGGCAUGUGAUGGUGGAUUUCAACUCCCUGGAUAUAAACUUCAACCUGGAGACCUGGGUUGUAGUCCUCAACUUCUUCGGAAUUGGGUCCGGAGGCGACACCUUGGAACCCAGCAGGACUAGUAGCGUGGAGGAGGAGGAGAUGGGAGGGAAGACGGAGUUAGAGAUCCUGGUUAAAUCCUUGUCUGUUUGCUUUAAUAAACAGCAUAAAGAUCUUUUCCAGGCUACCAUGCUGAACUUCUCCAGCAAGUUGUUGCUAGCCCCUGGAAACUUCAGUAUGGAAGGAGAACUUGGAAACUUCUGUAUUAAGGAUUUGACGCCAUUCGGAUUCUUGUAUAAAGAUAGAUUUCUCUGUAGAGGGGAGCAGAUACUUAGGUUUAAAUUCUACAAGUACUCCCCUCCUGACCCCGAGCUGGUCCGGGAGUACGACUCCUCCCUUGAGCUGGAGAUGAAGAGAAUCACGUAUACCCACACCCAGAGGUUCAUCAACACCCUCAUAGACUUCUUCACCAGUUUCCAACAACUUCAAGCUACCAUAGAUACAUUUAGACCUCCUCAACCCAACAGGAGAGUUGGGUUUAAACCUGCAGAGUUUGGAAAGGAGCGAGGAACAAGACUACUUCUCCAGGUUAAGAUUAGUUCUCCUCUCCUGGUUCUACCACAGUACUGGAGCUCAACCAAGGUUCUGCUCCUGGAUUUACAGUCCCUGGAGAUCAAAAAUAUGUUCAGAUUUGCUGGCGAUGAGGGAACUAUAAGUGCUACUAAGCUUAGUACUCUGAGAUCUGGAGAGCUUGGAGGUCGAAGGUCACGGGUACACACAGGGUCAGCCUCAUCACAGAGGUCAAUGUCAUCAGCGAGAUCAAGGUCAAGAAGAAGCAAUAGAUCAGCAGGACGAGGGAUGAGUAGUGAUGAAGAUUUCUCUGCUCCAGCUCCCCUAGCCCCAGCACACCGGUGUCUCCUUGAUGUGAUGAACAUUGAGCUCCGGGGUCUAGAUCUUGAAGCAGGAGAGAGGGUUUCUGCAUUCAUCAGGGAUGAGGAUAAGCUAGCGUCUGAUGUAAGUAUAGGAAGCUGUAUUCUAAGGAGAGAUGGGAUUCUUCUUCUCAAGGAACCAGCUCAGCUCAAACUACAGUUAGAACGAAACUUAGAUAAAGGAUUUUCUCACAAUGUUCCUGAUCUGAGUAUGAAGGGUUUGCUGUCCAGUGUCCACGCUGUUGUAGAUACUAAACAGUUUAUUCUUAUCAAAGGAUUACUCGGAUAUAAUCUGGGAGAGCAGAUAGAUACUAGCUCUGAUACAGAGGAUAUACUGGGAGCAGUAAGUGAGGACCCAAACCUGCUGUGGACGACCAUGUUCAUGGAUAUAGAACUCCAGAAUGUGAGUGUGGAUCUGGUGAACCAACGAGAAACCUCCAACUACGAAGUCCCGGACUCCAAUAUCGCCGCGGGAUCCGGAGAUGCUAAAUCCAACCCGUCCCGGAGAGAGUCUAAAGCCGGUCAACCAACCCUGGCUCGGGUCAACUUUAUCAAAUCCAGACUAGGCGGGCAAACUCAUAGAUUAGAUAGUUAUACCUCUUUUCAAUUUUAUGUUCAGAUCUUUAUUGCUUUUGUCAUUGACAUUGCCAAUGUCAUUGCCAUUGCCAUUGUCAUUGCCAUUGUCAUUGCCAUUGCUAUUUUUGUUCAGGCUGAAGUACAUUUCCGCAGUACAGCUGAUGUAAACCGGUUUACAAUCCUGCUGAACAACAUGAGGUUAAUGUGUGUACUGGACUGGUGGAUGCUUGUACUUAACUUUAUAUCUAGAGCGCCUGAUGCCCCCAUAUCCUCAACCACCGAGCAACCAACUGAUAAAAAACAGACGAGGAAGAAUGUUGAUCUUGCAGCUGAGCCCUUGUAUCCUACUGCUGGAGUCAUUACUAGAAGAUACCCUGUUAUUGAGAGUUCAGGACCCGUUUUUGAGCUCAAGCUGAACAUCACAGACUCGGAGGAAACCAAUUCUAAAUGCAUUUAUUUCGAGAAACCCCUGUCGUGUAACCUGAACAAUGCUGAGGUGUUCUCCUGUAUCCUGGGGAAGGAGGAGGAGACGGCCCUCUCCAUCAUAGACCCCGUCACUGUCAACCUUGAGAUAUGGGGGCGGGGGGAUCUGUGCCCCACACCUAAAGGAUUGAUGGAUCUCAAGGAGGAAUCUAAGACUGAAAGAGUAGCAGACAUUCAGCUUCAACAACUUAACAUUCGACUCUCCUAUCACGAUGCAAAAAUGUUCAAGCAUAUAUUGGAUUCUGUUCCUCGUCAGGCACAGGAUGCGCUGCAUAUAUUGGAUUCUGUUCCUCGUCAGGCACAGGAUGCGCUGGCAGGGUCAUCUGCAGGGUCAACUUCAAACUCUAAUCAGGAUUCGGAACCUGCAAAUAUACGGGCGCAAUGUGACCAGCUCGCUGCUAUGGGAUUCCAGAGAUCAGACUGCUUACUUGCUCUUAAGGAAACCGGAGGCCAGGUAGAUGAGGCUGCCAUAUGGUUAACACAAAACGCUAAGCCUCAAAUCUCCCGUUAUCACAACAAUGAUUCCAGAACAGCUGGACUUUAUUGUGCAGACUCCGCUAUCAGUUUCUCCACUAUUCAGUUGAAAUUCUCGAGCGUGAAUCUGGUUAUUAUUGACGACUGUAAAGACGCAGAUUGCCCCCUCAUUGAACUUAGUUUGAGUCAACCGCAGCUGAAGCAGCAGUAUAAUGGUGACGGAGAGCUUCACGCUAAUAUAUCAGCUUCUUACUACAACAGAGAGCUGUCGGCUUGGGAACCUUUUGUAGAACUUUGGACUUGUGCAGUCUUUUGGACUAACAGGCUUAGCCGGCGGAGGAAUAAACUAAGUUUACAUAUUAAAUCUGAUGACGUCAUUAAUCUAAACAUAACUUCAGCUAUGCUAGAGUUGUACCGUGUUGUCCGGACGAACUGGGGUGAGGACUACUAUAGAGGAGAGGACGGUUACAAGGACGAGGAGUGCUUUCAGGAGGACGAACAGGGAAACAGGAGGGUGUAUGAGGCGUGUACUCCCGGUAUAAGAAGAAGAAUUCCUUUUGUACCCUAUGCUCUGUACAAUAACACAGGAUGCACCCUCUGGUUCUUGCCUAAGUUGGUCAGCACAGACUCUAAAUAUACCCGAUCCAGAGACUUGUCUGAGAUGGAUUAUGAUCAGGAUAGAACAUGGAGACAGGUUAAAGAUGGAGAAACUGUUUCUUUUGCCUUCAAAACUAGAUCCAAGAUUCGGCAUGAGAACACACACAAGUCGGACACACAUCUACUUGUCGUUAGGGUAGAAGGCUGGAAGGAGUGUAAACAACUUUCCGUCGAUAAGGUUGGAACUUUUUUCCGAAAUGUGCAUGCGGAGAGGAGAACUGAUUCAUUAACUGAGAUUCCCCCGGCCAGACUAGUUUUCCAGAUAUCUCUAGAAGGAUCUGCUAGAAAGCUGAUAGCUGUCCGAUCAGCUUUAGAGAUAGAAAAUCUACUGGAUAUACCCUUUAGAAUAAGAUUAGAAAACAUAGCUUUGCGAGUAGCAGAUACUAAAGAGAUUGAGGUUAAACCUGGAGCACGCACUCCGCUACCCCUUCUCUACUGCUGGGCUAAUAUACUAGCUAGACCGGUCAUAUCCAGCUCACAUCAGUGGGAGUUUAGUAAGACCCCAAUCCAUUGGUGCCAUAUUCUUCAUCACUCUAAUAAUACACUUGAAAUGCAUGAGUCAAAACACAAGACGAGUGAACAACUGGAUUCUUUUCGUUUCUGUGUUGCUGUCUGCAGAGUGAAAGGGUUUCCUGACGAAUCUGUUCCUAUUACACCCAGCUCCAAGGCGUGGAUUCAGCCGGCUCAUUUAAUCAGUAUUAUACCUCCUUGUACUGUUAUAAACCUUCUACCCUGCAGUAUACAGUACACAGUACAGGGUGAGAAAAUAACUGGCAGUGUGGGAGCCGGUCAGCAGGCUCUUCUCAGUCUUGAUAUAUUCACUCCAUUUAUUAUAGAACUGGGAUUAGACGGAUAUCCUGGAGUUGGUUCCUUAAUCAUACAACCUGGAGUCCAGCCUUUCCAGGCUAGAAUAAAGUUGCUGGAUUCCCUUGAUAGGCCACUUUAUCUUAUUGCAAGGGUUGCAGUACAAUAUGGAGGCUCUGUACACAUCACUAUUUACUCACAGUACUGGCUGGUUAACAAAACAGAUUCAGGACAGUAUGAUGAGCAUGAGCAGGCUAGGAUGAUUGUUCCACUACUCUUCUCCAUCUCAAACACUGACUCCCCACCUGGCCUUGUUGUCAGGAUUGGAAGUGGAGUACAUCCGGAAGGAAAGACAAAAUGGUGCAAACACUUUUACCUACAGUCUGCGGCUUCAGUUCGAAGGUUAAGAGUUGACCCUCCUGACAAGCGACCCGAAUGGGUUUAUAUUGUUGGUAUUGACGUGAGACAGGGCAGAGGAAGGUAUAGGGAUACAAAUAUAGUUACUAUAUCUCCUAGAUUCCAGAUCUACAACCAGUCCCCUCACAUGCUUCUCCUAUCCCAGCUACAGUUUGCAACCUCCUUCAAGGAUCCUGCAGCACAGAGUACAUUUCUUACAGAGUGCCAGUGGUCCGGGGGAAUCAUUAUAGAGAAGGUUGAUUCAUUUCAGCUUUCUCUCAGAGAUAUUCAGGGACACAUACAUUUUCUGAGGAUAGAGAUCAGUCUGUGUAAUUCUACAUUCUGUAUUGUCAUCUCUUCUGCAGAGUCCUUUCCCCCACCAUUCAGGAUUGACAACUUAUCAGAGGUAUCGAUCACCUUCCAUCAGACUGGAGUAGAUGACCACUUUCAGCUGUCAAUGGUGAAGCCUCAUUCUUCAGUGCCUUAUGCUCUAGAUGCCCCGGUUCUUCCACCACAUUUAUCUAUUACAGCUCCAGGAGCAUCUUCUGCAACCUAUAAUAUGAACAUAGAUGGACCUGGAGGCGAGCUGACUUAUGAGAACUUUAUUUACUUGGCAUUUACAGCAACCUUCGACUUAGUUUGGGGGAUGGAAGAGUCAAUGAGUGGUCAGGAGCUGGUGCUUGAUGUUCCAGAAGGAAGUAGGGUGGUUCUCAGUAAAAAGUCUGGGGCAAAGCGCUCCCAGCUCUGGAGGAUGACCAGCACAGGGAUGCUGCAGCAUGAAGGGUCAUCUCCGCCCCAGGAUCCGAAGAAACCCUCAGAUGCCUCUAGAUAUCUAGUCCUAGAUAUAUCUGGUCCUAGUGUGCUUCAGGAUGAUUUUGUAACCUUGUCUCUAAGAAAGCAUGAUCCAAGAAGAUCACUCACCCAACAAUGGAAGUUUACAGAGGAUGGUCGACUUUGCUGCCAGCACUCUGGGUUAUAUGUUCAGGCAAAGAACGGAUAUAUGGGAAUGCUGGCUGGUCAGGAUGCUGUUCUGGGACCAGAGUCUGGUCUCUGCUUGAGAAGAACUUCAGGGGGUAUUCCAGUAGAACAAGCUCUAUCCAGACAGCGCUUGCGCCCUGGCAGUGGUUUCCUGGGGGUCCAAGUGCUAACAGAUGGACCAACUCGUGUACUGUAUCCUUGUACCAGAUACCCUGGAGAAGAGCUACUGUACAUAACAUUAAGCAAUAUUGUAAUAGACUUCCAGCAGCUACCAACAGCUGUUCAGGUGGACGGAUCCGUUCAGAAUAUUCAGAUUGAUACACAGGUAUGUGACUCUGUCCAACCUGUCCUACUCUACCUAUCCCCGACUAAUAAAUCUGAUGACGGUCGUCAUCUACCUGCCAUGCAUUUUGGUAUUCAGCGGACCCCGGGCACCCCGGGUAAUCAUAAUGUUGAGAUCUUCAAACACUUCAUCCUCACCGUCAAGAACCUCACCCUUAACAUAGAGGAGGAAUUGCUGUACAAGCUAUAUAAAUUCAUAAGCCUCGCCUCGGCCCACGUGGAAGAUGAUGAAACAGCGGAUUUCAACAAUCUGGAUCAUCUUCUAUCCAAGAUGGCGUCCAGUCCCCAGCUGUCCAGAUAUUAUAUUGGAACCUUGAAGCUGACUCUAAACCAGAUAAAACUAAGUGUACAGAAGUCUAACAAGCUGCGACAGGAUUUACAGGAAACUAAGAAGAAGCUGGGGCUCAGUUUGAUCACAUUUGAGGAUGCCUCAAUAGAACUUGAUCCAUUCUGUAAAACUCAUCUUUUCGAAACCUUUCCCUUUCUGAGCAGUGAAAUUAUAAAACAUUAUCAGGAUGAACUCAUCUCACAGGCUGUUUUGAUACUUGGCUCCACAGAUUUCCUCGGCAAUCCACUAGGGUUCAUCAAUGAUGUAUCCGAGGGGUUUUCUGAGUUGGUAUCAGACGGAAACUUAGUUGGAAUGUUUAAAAACGUGACACAUGGCGCGGCAAACUCUACAGCAAAGAUGGCGGGUAGUCUUAGCUACGGUCUCAGCAAAUCAUGCGCUGAGGGAUAUGAUGAAAGAAGGCUGAUGAUUAGAAAGAAACAUUCAGAGAGUCUUGGGUUUGGUGUUCUGGGGGGACUCACAUCUAUGAUCACAGAACCCUUUGAAGGUGCACGCAUGGAGGGUGUUACAGGAUUCUUCCAAGGUGUGGGACUGGGAGUGGUGGGAACAGUCACAAAACCUGCAAUUGGACUCCUAGACUUUGCUACAGGGGCGGCUAGUGCUGUAAGAGAGUCUAGUAGAACUGGGCAUAGGUCUGCCCCAGGCCGGGUCAGGUUACCACGAGUCUGCCAGGGACAUGUAGGAACCCUUACCCCAUACAGUGUUGAGGAUGCAAAAGGACAAGCCUGGUUGUAUGCUAUCAAUGGGAAGAAUGUAGAUGAAAGGUUUAUUGCUUUUGAGAUGCUGAGUCAGGAUCAAAUGAUUGUGGUGAGCAGUGAGAAGGUGUUUAUCUUCAAGCUGGUUGAAGGUAGGGAGAAGGUGGUAGAGACUCUCGUCUACUCUGAUAUUAUUACAGCACAGUCUCUUCAGAUACAGGAGCAGGGCAGUACAGUACACUACCUGGAGCUGAUUCUUCGGACUGAACCUACUCCUGGCUUAGCUCCGCCUAUUAUUAAACGUCCACGGGUGUUGUGUGAGAGUAGUUUGAUUGCAUUGAAUGUUGCGGACAAGAUUAAUUUUGCAAAAAGUCAACAUGAGGAAAGACGGCAAGUUGUGAGCGUGGACUAGAUAUUAUGUACUGUUCGUACUGUACUCACCCUACUGUACAUGAACGUACGGUGAACCACCGUUGAUAACUUGAUUCAAAUUCUUAAUGGUAGUCGGCAACAUAGUAAAAUUAAAAACUCAAUCUAUUGGUUUAAGUAUUCGUUUUUCCUUCGCAAGUGCACAUCAAUUAUGUAUUUAUAAUCCAGCCAAUUAAAGCUAAAGCGAUCUCAGGGGUCUAAACCUCAGAAUUUGAACACAUUUUGCUUUUUAACUUAAUUUUUUUUUUUUUUUAAGUCCUACCCCUGAUUGCUUAUAGAUUAAAACUGUGAUAAAAAGUUGAUGAUUGAAAUAAAAUAGAAAAUAUUUUGAAAUAAAUUGAUUUAUUAAACAAA
Messenger RNA from Eurytemora carolleeae, 12649 nucleotides. It is a transcript of the gene Vps13D, whose product is annotated as vacuolar protein sorting-associated protein 13D. The record is from RefSeq and is a predicted model, not a curated record. Gene Ontology annotation, biological process: protein retention in Golgi apparatus; protein targeting to vacuole; mitochondrion organization. The transcript has 120 exons. The coding region runs from base 54 to 12278 and encodes 4074 amino acids. Gene Ontology annotation, cellular component: extrinsic component of membrane. Lineage: Eukaryota; Metazoa; Arthropoda; Copepoda; Calanoida; Temoridae. Gene Ontology annotation, molecular function: protein binding.